Molecule: messenger RNA, 2113 nt
Organism: Pomacea canaliculata
Lineage: Eukaryota; Metazoa; Mollusca; Gastropoda; Architaenioglossa; Ampullariidae
Exons: 8
Coding region: 385-1092 (235 amino acids)
Source: RefSeq, a predicted model, not a curated record
GUACACCUUCUACCCGGAUCUUGUUUAGGAGAAAUCACGAGAGCUGAACAAAAAUAAACCUGACCUGUUUAGGUUAUGUUUUUCCAGGCUUUAGCCUGCGAUAUUGUUGAGGAGCAGUUUAGUGAGGUGUGCAGUGGUUGAGCUUUCCUGAAGGACAGUUAGACAGGUAGAUACAGGACUGACUGUCCUACUGUCUGUAGUGGACUGUCACAACCCAGUGCGAGCAUCGGAUAAGUUGAAACAAAAAUUGUAUGAGGGCGGUGACAAUAUCCUCAAGGUGUGGCAUACAGAGUGCAAGUGCAGGAGGAAACACUUUGUAUACUUAGCUUUUCCUACUUUUAUUCUGCUGAGUAUCACAUGACUGUGAUGUGACGGAUGCAGUGAAUGCAAAAUGAAGUGAAGAUGCAGAAUUUUCAACGAUCUUAUCACUAUGGAAGCUGGAAUCCCAGACUUGUUCUCACCACUGCAUGUCUGGCAACACUUCUACCAUUAGCCUAUGGUGUCAGACCAGCAUGCGACAUCCCACCUGCAGACUUAAUGGAGCCGACAACAUUAACUUGCUACUUCCCUAAGAAAGUCUUUCACUCCAAGUCUGACUUCAAAGUGUUCCACAUUUCUCGGAAAGCUUCAGUUGUGAAUGCCACGUGGGAAGAUGGUGAGCUGCUAUUCUCUUUGGGGCCUGGUUAUGCGUUAGAUGGACAAAGUCCCACUGACCGGAUCACCUUCAAAAUAGACCACGUGACCCUCAACCAGACAGGUAGAUACGCGUGUGUACCUGCAGGCUACGAGUAUAGAAACGUGGGCACGUGCACACUGUCUCUGAAAUCAGGAAGAUCAAAAACACCCAGAGAAGCAGCCUCUGUGCAAGAUGUUGGUGAAACAGGUCAUAUAACGCUGGGUGUGUUUGUACUGAUGCUGGCAGCAUUCAUCAUACCGUGUGUAAUUCUGGUCAUUGUUACUGUUUACCUGAUCACCUACAUCAAAGAACGCCGAUACAUACAGGACCUAUACAGUGUGGACUGCACAACAGUCGAAGCUCAGGCUGCAAAAGAAUCGUUAGUGAAGACCCAGGACAGUAUGGCUUACUGCUGAUUGUAAGCAAGUCUUUUUUUAGAUAGUAGUUCUUGAAGGAGAUAGUUUUCAUUGAAAUAAAAUCUUGUGCACAUUAUCAUCAAAAAAUACGCUGUAAAAAUGUUAGUAUUGUUUUAAAAAGUAAUGAAAGUUAAUUACAACAAAAAGCUAUAUUUACUUUUUUAUUGUCGUUUAUCCACUGCAAUAAAAUGGAGGAAAUUUUGGUUGUCUGGACUACUGCAUACAUUCUCUAUCUACCUAGCUGUCUGCAUGAGAAAAAGAAAUACCAGUAAUAUAACACUACUUUCUUUUAGUAGUUUUAAAGCUUUUUCUUUAGCUUUUCUUAUCACACCUUCCAUGUAUGUCAGCUAUUGUUGAAAACCUUUAUAUUUAUUAUACCAAUGUGAGGGAUAUUCAUUUUUGGAUUGUCUGCAUUUGUGUGAAUAUUCUAAAAUUAUUUCACUAAUUAGAAAACAAACCUAUCAUAAGAAGACCCACACUUUUCGAUAAAAAAAAUUAAAUAAAGGUAAAUUUUGUGACUCCACAUAUUUUCUUUUCUUUUUUCCAAGAACUGAAGCAGACAUCUUUUCAAAAAUGGAUGUAAGAAGGUUCCAUCUCAAUACAUAAAAAUAACAUGCAAGCGAAAAAGAAUAAAAAAAUUUUUUAAAUCCAGUUUGAAAAUUGACAGAAAUGUGAUCAUGUUUUUAUUACAUACUUUGAAAAAAUAGUUCACUUGUAAUAAAGAGACUAAACUUGUGAACAGGUUAUCCACACAGUAAAUGUCAGCUGAUGAGAAAAAUAACUAAAUGAAUAUGUACAUAUGUUUUGUUUAUGUAUGCAUCUACACAUGCAUAUUGGUAGUUGUAGUUUUGCAUUUUAAUGUUAGUGUGCAUGCAUCUUUAUACCUGUGUUUUUCGCCUCUCCCACUUCUCAUUGAGAAAGAGAGAGGGGAAGAGUUAUGCACUGAGAGGGAGGGAGAGAGAAAAGUAAUGUUACUGUUUUCACUGCCAAAGUAGUUUAACAAAUAAAUUCAGACUCAGAA